Molecule: messenger RNA, 735 nt
Organism: Aspergillus melleus
Lineage: Eukaryota; Fungi; Ascomycota; Eurotiomycetes; Eurotiales; Aspergillaceae
Exons: 1
Coding region: 1-735 (244 amino acids)
Biological process (GO): biosynthetic process
Molecular function (GO): catalytic activity
Source: RefSeq, a predicted model, not a curated record
AUGGAAUUCGCCGGCCACCCGGUCAUCGGGACCGGCCACCUGCUCUUCCGGAAGCUGUUGAACCAGACUCGGGAUACAGCAUCUGGUCCUCGGACGCAGACUCUCGAGACGAGGGCCGGGCCUAUGAAGAUCGAAUAUGAUCCCGACAGCCAGAUCGUGUCGGCGCAAGUCCCACAUAACGUUCAUAUCCAUGCAACUGAGACGCCUCUCUUGGCGUUGGAGGCCGUCCAGCCCUGUUUGGCCGCUAUUUCGGGAUUGAUUGCUACCUCAUGGCCUACGGUUUCCAUCGUCAAGGGCGUGACGUACGUCCUGGCCGACUUGACCGACACGCCCGAGAUUUUUGGUAAGAUCAGCGCCGGGGAAAGCCCACAGGUCGAUCUCGACAAAGAUUGGGGCCCAUCAUUCGUCGGAACGAUGUAUUACCGCACUCUGGGAUCGCGUGUCGAGACUGAGACGGACACGAAAAUUUGGGAGCUCCGGGUGCGCAUGGUUGCGAUCAAUCUCGAGGAUCCUGCAUGUGGUAGCGGAUCGUGUUCUCUGGCCGCGUACUUGGCUUUGCAGGAGGGCGCGGAAAGCCGCAAGCACCGGUUCUUGAUUGAUCAGGGGACUGAGAUUGGGCGGGAUAGCCACAUUGUUGUGGAUGUUGAGCUGACGGAGGAUAGGGGGAGGGUUUCGAGUGUUAAGCUUGCGGGUCCUGCUGCUUUUGUGGCGGAGGGGAAGAUAUUUGUGGAUUAG